This is a messenger RNA of Nerophis lumbriciformis (worm pipefish), 2766 nucleotides long. Its product is annotated as FUN14 domain-containing protein 1. The record is from RefSeq and is a predicted model, not a curated record. Gene Ontology annotation, biological process: autophagy of mitochondrion. Lineage: Eukaryota; Metazoa; Chordata; Actinopteri; Syngnathiformes; Syngnathidae. Gene Ontology annotation, cellular component: mitochondrial outer membrane.
UUUUUUCGCGGACGUUAUCAGACGAAUAGCGAACAACGUUGUGGUAUUUUGUGUUUAUAAUUCACCAGAGAAACCUCCAUAGGAGAGACAUGCAACUUUCCUGUAAUGGUAGAAAGGGGCGAAUGUUACUGCACAAAAACCGUGACGACGUUGUGUCGUGGAGGUCCGUAUGGACGUAUUUUUUCCUAGUGGUUCAAAACAUAGAAAACAAGUGGCAAGGUAGAUCACCUUUAGGACACUUCUAAGCGGGACGCGGGUGCAGGUGCAAGGGCGCUAAGCACCGGAUGAAGGAAGCUCGCUAGCAUGCUAGCAUUGGAGCUAGCUGGCCUUCUUUGAGAGAGGGCCGCUCGAAUGCAAGCUGGCUAGCCCGCUUUAGGGAGACUAUUCCCCGCCGUGCGAAUAUGCUUGAUACCGAGCGUGGAGUCGUCAAUGGCGACUAAGUUGACUAUACCUUCAUCAACAAGGCCUUCGUUCUGGCGCCAUCUUCAUGGAGCUUCUGAAAUCCAAACAUUGAGCUACAAGCAAAAAAAAAAAAAAGGACAACAUAGGAGGCUCGGUGUUAGUUGCCUGGUUUUAAAAACAAAAAAAAAACACUUUACAAGGAAUUAACACGAUGUAAUUUCGGGACAAUGCCCCCCACCUGUCAACCCCGGCCAGGCUGUCCCUCUCCUGGGCUGUCAGUGUCGGAAAGUCCUCCUCUGUUUCACUCGCUUUUCCCGCCGCCAUUUUCUUUUCCUCAUCACCACCAGCAGAAGCCGAGCCGAGACUCCGAGCAGCAGCAGCGCAGGCAGCGACGGCGACAGACACGCUGCACGAUUGCAUGGAAGGAAAAAAAAACACAACGCAGAGACGACCCGCUUCGCUCCACCGAAUCGAACCCGAGCGAAGCAAAAGGCCAAGAGGAGCCAGACAGUGAAGAGGAGGUGUACGAAGUGGUUGACCUGACAGAAUAUGCUCGAAGGCACCAAUGGUGGAGCAGGGUGUUUGGGAACAACUCAGGCCCGUUAACGGAGAAGUACUCCGUGGCAACCCAGCUCAUGAUGGGAGGCCUGACAGGGUGGUGUGCUGGUUAUGUCUUCCAGAGAGUUGGGAAGGUAGCAGCAACUGCGGUUGGUGGAGGGUUUCUACUUCUACAGAUUGCCAACCACAGCGGCUACGUGCAGGUGGACUGGAAGAAAGUGGAGAAGGAUGUGAACAAAGCAAAGAAACACCUGAAGAAGAAAGCCAACAAAGCAGCACCUGAAUUAAACACAUUUAUUGAGGAGGUAAAGGCCACCGAUUUCAUCAAGAGGAACAUCGUCUUGUCCAGCGGCUUUGUGGGAGGAUUUUUCCUGGGUUUGGCCUCGUAAAAACUACUGAAUUCAAUCACGACAUGGAUGGCUUUCAUCCACCAUCAGUUACAUAGGGUGUUAUUUCGAAUAUCAAAUUGUGGUCCAUGGUAAGUUGUGUCAGUUGCUGUUAUUUCCCAUGUAUAUUUGUGGAUUAUCUCACCAAUCUUUAGUUGUUUCAUGGGCAAAAUGCUGGUUUGGAGACAACUAAAAUGGACUGCACUGAUGGUUGAAUGAAAACAAGUUUUAAGCUGCACUGGAGUUCGUAUUGCCAUGAAACAUGAUCAGAAUUGUUAUUUGUAAUACCGUAUUUUUCGGAGUAUAAGUCACUCCGGAAUAUAAGUCGCACCGGCCGAAAAUGCAUAAUAAAGAAGGAAAAAAACAUAAGUCGCACUGGAGUAUAAGUCGCAUUUUUUGGGGGGAAAUUUAUUUGAUAAAACCCAACACCAAGAAUAGACAUUUGAAAGGCAAUUUAAAAUAAAUAAAGAAUAGUGAACAACAGGCUGAAUAAGUGUACGUUAUAUGAGGCAUAAAAUAACCAACUGAGAACGUGCCUGGUAUGUUAAUGUAACAUAUUAUGGUAAGAGUCAUUCAAAUAACUAUAACAUAUAGAACAUGCUAUACGUUUACCAAACAAUCUGUCACUCCUAAUCGCUAAAUCCCAUGAAAUCUUAUACGUCUAGUCUCUUACGUGAAUGAGCUAAAUAUUAUUAUUUGAUAUUUUACGGUAAUGUGUUAAUAAUUUCACACAUAAGUCGCUCCUGAGUAUAAGGGACGGCGUGGCGCAGUGGAAGAGUGGCCGUGCGCAACCCGAGGGUCCCUGGUUCAAUCCCCACCUAGUACCAACCUCGUCAUGUCCGUUGUGUCCUGAGCAAGACACUUCACCCUUGCUCCUGAUGGCUGCUGGUUAGCGCCUUGCAUGGCAGCUCCCGCCAUCAGUGUGUGAAUGGGUAAAUGUGGAAGUAGUGUCAAAGCGCUUUGAGUACCUUGAAGGUAGAAAAGCACUAUACAAGUACAAGUACAACCCAUAAGUCGCACCCCCGGCCAAACUGUGAAAAAAACUGACAUAUAGUCCGAAAAAUACGGUAGUUUGAACUGUGCCAACCAUAUUACAUGUAUUUAUUGCUUUAUCCUUCAAAUAUCUCCAUGCAGUGAUAGCAGAAUGGGAAUCUGGCCAGGCUCCCUCAUGCAUUCAGUAAUGUGCACACCAGCGCUGGUCACUUUGCUAACACUUUUUUUUUUUUUGCCUUAUUAUACUAUGUUGUACCAUAUGCUGUUUAUUGCUUCUGCUGGGUUACGUAUUUUGUGAUAUGUGAAUUUUGUUUUUCUACUUUGCCAAGUUGUCUGGAUUCAAGCAAAAAUCAUGCGGGUUGGUUGUUCACUUUUGUGAAGGGCAAGGAAUACAAGGAAAUAAAUUCUGUUGACAAGGAGUAAAAAA